GGCGCGGUGAGUCAGAGUCGGUUCGGUUCAGUUUGGUUAUAGCGGGGCAGGAGCGUGCACACGGCGCGGUAUGUUCAUGUCCAAGUCCAAGUCCUUCGAUCUGGUCAGUGAGGAGAAGACGAGGAGGGCGGAGCGGCUCUACCAGCCGCGACGGCUGCGCUGGCUGAACUACAUCGUCCUGCCCGCCGUCUUUGGGUUUGUGCUGCUGCUGAUCCUCUGCAACGUGGACUUCUCCUACGACGACGAUGCCGAUGCCGAUGCCGAUGAUGCCGCAGCGGAAGUUCGGGACUUGGUUCCCGAGGCACAUUUGAUUGUGAUCAGCGAACUGGAGCAGAUAUACAGCCAGAGCGAGUGUGCGAACGAGAGCGCGCUCUAUGUUUCCGGAUACGAAUUUGCGAACGGCAGCCUGGAUGGGGACUUCCUGAGUGGCAGCUUCCGACUGCAGAGCCUGGAGAUAGCCGACUGUGACCUGAGACGCAUAGAGGACGGCGCCUUCGACCAGAGCAAGCAGCACGGCCUGGUGAGCCUGCGACUGCGGAGCAUCCAGCUCCAAUCUCUGGCCCCAGCGGCCUUCCGGGGACUCCAGCACCUGCAGAACUUUACGCUGAUCAACGCGGAGGAAUCCUUUGCGGCGGAGGGCUUUCUGGCGCCACUUGCCAGCACCCUGCUCAGUGCCAGCAUCCAUCAGAGGUACUCCGCCAGCGUCUCCUACUCUGUCGGCGACUUCCUUGGGGGCGGGAGAUUCGAUCAGCUGAAGCUGCUCGACCUGAGCGGCACCAACCUCGGGCAGCUGCUCGCCUGGGACUCCUUCGACUGCCUGCCCGCCCUGGAGCGACUCAUUUUGGUGGAUUGUGGCAUUGGCCAGGUGGACUGGGACUCGUUUCCCAGCAGUCUCCGCUCACUGCAGUACUUUGACCUGAGUGGGAAUCCACUAGACACAGCCAGGGGCAAUCCUGGCACCACCCCCACGAUUGGCUGGGAGAACGAGCAGGACCUGGUCUAUAGCACAGCUCAAGCGAUGCUCGUCACCCAGGGGAUUCAGGCCUUCGCUCCUGAGUCUAGAACCACCACCUCCACGACUCCGGCACCAGUUGUCUGCUCGGCAGAACUGUGCGAAGUUCUCGUCUGCAGCGAGCCCGAGGGAGGAUCCAUCGAGACGCGGCUGGACUACAACGCGUCGCUUCAGUUCCGGGAUCUGGGCAACGAUGAGGUGCAGGUCAGGCUCUCGCAUCUGGAGUCCCUGCAGUGGCAGCUGGUGUACUUCUCCACAGCCGCCUGGAGCGGCUAUGUGGAGCAGGAGAGCGCCGAAGGGAGCACUGAUUCCGACGGCGAUCUGGUGGUGGGGGUCACCAACUUGGACUGCGGCACCCCCUUCGUCUUCUGCGUGGUGAUGGCGGGCCAGAAUGUCACCUCCCCACUGAACUGUCGCUCGCACAGGACCCUGGAGUGCGCGAAACACCUCCCGGUGUCCUGGUUCGAGGCCAACAGCGGCCUGAUCAUAGGCCUGGGAGCAGUGGGCGUUCUCAUCUGUGUGGCCUUGGGCAUGCUGAUCGUGUACGUGGCCCUGCGACUGCAGCCGAAGUGGCUCAGGGGCAGCCGCCGACUGGUGCGUCCCCUGCGGGACUCGAACACGAUGUUUCUGGUGCCGAAGGGAUGCGAGCACGAGGAGUACGGCUACCAGGGGAAUCCCACCGCCAGGAACGACCAUUACGACUACGUGGCCUUCCACCGCCACUUGGAGCAGGCGAAUCUCUACCAAACGGAAUCGAAUAAGUACAUAUGCCCGCCCCGGGAGCGGGCUCCGUCCGUGCCCCCAUCCGGCGAGGCAGCCGCCCAGAAGAACUACGUCUACGAGAGCUUCGAGCUGUACGAGGAGCUGCCCCAGCAGGCGCCUUGACCUUCGCUCCACACACACACACUCGCACGCAUACAGUUAUGGCUGCGGCUAAUUGAUUGCUGAUCGAUUGGCCGAUCCAAAUUCAUUUGGCCGAUAAGGCCUGUACACGGGCCACAACAAUGGCCAGCAAUAAAGGGGCAGAGGGUCCCAUGCCACAUAGUUUUAGAGGCCCCCAUAAAAAUCGGAGUAAUCAGAGUCUAAUAUCAGUUCCAUUGCCGAGGAACGAAAGCUAAAUAAAAGAUAUUUUAACGAACAGUA
Drosophila obscura is the source of this 2155-nucleotide messenger RNA. RefSeq lists its product as uncharacterized. The record is from RefSeq and is a predicted model, not a curated record. Lineage: Eukaryota; Metazoa; Arthropoda; Insecta; Diptera; Drosophilidae.